CUCGCCGUCCUUCGAAUCGCCUUCCUCUGCUCUCUCUCUCUCUCUCUCUCUCUCUCUCUCUCUCUCUCUCUCUCUCUCUCUCUCUCUCUCUCUGUUCAAGCCUCUCUGUUCAAGGAAAUGAGUUGGUCGUCAAGUGAUAAUUUUUUCGUGAACGCAAAGUUAGAAGUCUUCUCGAUCGACAUAUUUUCCGAACCAUUAGAAUUGACACGAAGCCAUAAGAUUGUCUACGAUGGGCCAAAGGAUGAUGAUUUCAAGAGGUUCUUGCGUUCUAAGAACUUUCGGGUAAACCGUCAAGGAAAGGCUAUUGUGCGUGUCCAAAAGCGUGACGACGAUGGUGAAUACCUUGAAUGUCAGUAUGAUAACUUCAUUCUAGAAAUGGUAGUACCAUUGGGAACUUUUGGUUUCCAGAAUAUACCAUUGCCGAAGCCGCAAGAGGUGAACGAAUUGCAAAGCCUCCUGAACAAUACCAAGGCUGAAUUGGCUAAGAAGAAUGGCGAGCUUAAUGAAUUGCAGAGCCUCCAGGACAAUACCAAGGAUGAAUUGGCCAAGAAGGAUGAUGCAUUUAAUGAAUUGAUGAAGCAGAAGAUUGAUCAAGACUGGAAUCGUGAACAAUUCCGACUGACUAUGAUUGCGAUCACAAACUCAAUGAAGGGAGUGUUCAUUGACUUUAGCCUUGAACCACCAACCAACGGAGAUCCAGAAUCUGUACUGAGGUUUCUUGAGAUGUUACGCGAUCUAAUCCUUCACAAAGAAUUUGGUGCCACUUUCUUAGUAGCUGCAACUAGGUUACUAGCCUCAAUUGAAAGUAUAUUUGAGAAACGCAAUGGCAUAACCAUUGGCAUGGAAACAACAAAUAGUACUCCGAGCACUCCAGCUCGUCUCAUUGAGAGUCUAUUUACCUUAAGAGGCUUUAUGGAGUCCCACUUCUUUAUUGAUGGUAGUGUUAUAGUUAGGGAUUUUCGCUUGAUGAAUGAGUAUGACCUCCCAGUUAUCUUUCGGGAUUCUGCAGCAAAUGUGGCUGAGCUCAGAAAGAAGGAGGUGGGUGCGAAAUCAAUUGAUAGCAUCGACGGAAACUCCAUCUUCUAUGGGUAUUUCAACAUUCCAAAUGUGGGGAUGUUCAAGGGUGUUUUGACUAGAGUUCAUGUCACCAUGCCAGAUGAAAUCAUGGAGAAACUUCAAGUAAGUGGAAAACAUAACCUUAUCAAUGAUAAAAGGUUUUGGUUUGUCUAUGCCAAUGGGUCAGCUAUAUUUGAAAAGGAGCUUUUGAGUCCUCAAGAUGUGAAAUUCACUCCUUCUCGGGUCUUAGGUGGCCAGACUGACUUCUUAGAGUUUCUCUGUAGGAUGAAUCGAACCUUUGUUGACAAGAAUGGGACAUAUCUCAAGUUUGAUUUUAUUGCAACCAAGAAUUCAAAUACACCGCAAGACAAUAUCCUUCGUUAUUAUGACAAGGAUCUUGCAUUGCAUGAUCCUUUUAAGUUGGUGCAAUUUGAUGCGAAUGAAUGUGCAAUAGAAAUCGGAGAAAGAGAAGUUUCAGUCCCUUUGUCUUGGACAUUUACAAGUGAGAAAUAUGCCUCCUGGAUUGUAAAUGAAGCUAUGGGUAAUGACUCUGCUUUCACAUAUAAGGGUAUCCGUUUUGUUGGAAAAAUAACAAAAGCCUCUGGUACUUUUCACAAGAAUGCUUUGGUUAGUGUAUUCUUCGAACAAAGCCAACAUGGGGAGAAUUGUUUUGUGGAUGCUCAAAUUCGUGGAUCAAUGAUAAAAAGAAGCCUGUACAAUUUAUUUCAUAGUGUUUAUAGUUUAUUUUGUGUUUUAUUUUUUAUUUGGGAAAUUAAUUUGUUGAAAGUUUGUUGUAUAAUAUGGGUCUAUAGUAUAUAAUAAAUUUCUCAUUGUUUCACUUUCAAA
Macadamia integrifolia is the source of this 1902-nucleotide messenger RNA. RefSeq lists its product as uncharacterized. The coding region runs from base 118 to 1875 and encodes 585 amino acids. The transcript is spliced from 2 exons. NCBI's taxonomy places the organism in Eukaryota, Viridiplantae, Streptophyta, Magnoliopsida, Proteales, Proteaceae. The record is from RefSeq and is a predicted model, not a curated record.